Molecule: messenger RNA, 2496 nt
Organism: Epinephelus moara (kelp grouper)
Lineage: Eukaryota; Metazoa; Chordata; Actinopteri; Perciformes; Serranidae
Gene: poc1b
Product: POC1 centriolar protein B
Exons: 12
Coding region: 284-1846 (520 amino acids)
Biological process (GO): cilium assembly
Cellular component (GO): ciliary basal body; centriole
Molecular function (GO): protein binding
Source: RefSeq, a predicted model, not a curated record
UCUCCGUUGCCACAGGUGUUCACCUCAGACUGUCACAGGUGGUCGCUUGUUUAUCGUUACCUGUAGAAGGAGCAGGCGUUAUUGUGCUGCUGGUACAAACAGUUUUCACUCAGACUUCAUAAAGUGUAAAGUAAACUAAUGUCCAGAGGAGCAGAGGACGGUUUACUCUGAGCUCGACAGGUCAGGUCUGAGACAGUCAGUGAAGGCGGACUGUUUGACAAUCAUGGAAGUGUCGUUACAGAGCAGCAGGACGGUCCAACUUUCCCUCUAACUCUUUAAACAAAUGUCCACAAUGGCGUCUGUCCUGGAGGAUCCGACCUUAGAGAGACACUUCAAGGGCCAUAAAGAUGCUGUCACCUGUGCAGACUUCAAUCCAAACCGCAAACAACUGGCCUCGGGAUCAGUUGAUAAGAGCCUGAUGAUCUGGAAUCUGGCUCCAAAGGCGAGGGCUUUCCGCUACGUCGGCCAUCAGGACGUCAUCACAGGGGCGCAGUUCUCCCCGUCUGGUAACCUGGUGGCCACUUCCUCCAAGGACAGAACAGUCCGACUGUGGACUCCUUCCAUGAAAGGAGAGUCAACAGUGUUCAAAGCUCACACAGCGGCUGUUCGCAGUGUUGCUUUCUCCCACGAUGGACAGAGACUGGUGACGGCGUCUGACGACAAGUCUGUGAAAGUGUGGAGCGUUCAGCGGCAGUGCUUCAUCUUCUCUCUCAACCAGCACACCAACUGGGUGCGCUGUGCCAGGUUUUCUCCAGAUGGACGUUUGAUAGCGUCCUGUGGAGACGACCGCACCGUCCGGCUUUGGGACACGUCCACCAAAAACUGCAUCAACUGUUUCACUGACUAUGGAGAAUCAGCAACGUUUGUUGGUUUUAACUCCAGUGGCACCUGUAUCGCUUCUUCAGGAGCCGACAGUUCACUGAAAAUCUGGGAUCUAAGGACCAACAAGCUGAUUCAGCAUUAUCAAGUCCACAGUGCAGGAAUCAACAGCUUUUCCUUCCACCCGUCCAACAACUACCUGAUCAGCGGCUCCAGUGACGGCACCGUUAAGAUCCUGGACCUGCUGGAGGGACGCCUCAUCUACACCCUCCAUGGACACAAGGGCGCUGUAAUAACAGUAGCCUUCUCCAGGACAGGAGACCUGUUUGCCUCGGGGGGAGCUGAUGGUCAGGUGCUGAUGUGGAGGACAAACUUUGACACCAAAUCCUACAGAGACAUCCUGCAACAACACAGCCGGAGGUCCUCCCCGGACCCCCCGCCCCACCUGACUGACAUCCACCCCAGAGGACCCCACCUUCACCACCCGCAGCCCUCAGCCAUUCAGAUCAGUCCCAUCGUGGCAGACACUCAGUCCACUGAUCCACAUGUCAUAGAGUUGGGCCAGUCCGUUCACAGCACCACGCUCUUAAACGGUCGAACACACUCGACGCCCACGCGGGCCACCACCAACAGUCACCACUCCAAUGGUUUGCCAGCACGUCACGUGGCCAGUUCAAGAGUGGGAGGAUGGAUGGGAGACGAAAGUACCAGCGGGGCAGGUGUGGGUACUUGGAGCCAGACCAGAGCUGGCGGGGGAGGAAGAGGAAGGAGAGAGGAGGAGGAAGAGGAGAGAGGGCAGACGCAUCCAUUGGAAGUUCUCUCAGGUCAUCCAUCGAGUCUGGACUCGACGCUGCAGCACAUUGUUAAACAGCUAGAUAUUCUAACACAGACUGUUUCAGUGCUGGAGGAGCGUCUCACCCUGACCGAGGACAAGCUGAAGGAGUGUCUCCUCCACCAGUCCCACAUCCUCAAGGACAUCCGAGCGUCAGGAGAGAGGCGGAGGACGGAGAGCGAGGAGACGGACUGAUCACCUGUCCAUUUCAGUUGAGGACGACCUCGCCCUCCCUCAGACCGCAGCACAAUCACACAGACUGAGUUUAACACCGCCAGACAGGGGUGUGUGUGCGUCUGUGUAUGUGUGUGAGUCUGAGUGUGACUCUAAAUGUCCACCUUGGUGGUCUCUCUCAGGGGUCAGUGGGUUAAUCAGGAUUUGGACAUGUGUGUGUGUGUGUGUGUGUGUGUGUGUGUGUGUGUGUGUGUGUGCGUGUGUGCGUGUGUGCGUUUGAUACCAGCAUAUUUUGUCCAUGUCUUUCUGCACCUCUUAAGGAUGUCCAGCUGUACAGCCGAGCACAGUCUGGCUGGGGCAUUCCAAUUCUGCGUGUGUGUGUGUGUGUGUGGUGAUAUGGAUGUUACAUCCAAUCAGGACAGCUGCAGCUAUGAAAACAGACGGUGCUUGUCUGCUGUAUGACCUCUGUGUGUGUGUGUGUGUGUGUGUGUGUGUGUGUGUGUGUGUUAGUGUGUUUACAUGUGUAUAUGUGUGUAUUAGCACAUGUUUUAGCAGCUGGUUGACGUCUUUCAUCGUCAUCUGUUUGCAUUGGUUUUGUAAUUUUAAAACGUGCUCAUUGCCUCAGACACACAUCAUAUGAAUAUAAUUUCUAUGAAUAAAUGAGUUACUUU